AUGGAGAGUGGGGGCAGAGGAUCACUUUUUGAAGAAUCGAAUAUUCCUGGUGCUGGAAACCCAAAAGAAAAUGGCGUAACUGAUGUGUUGCUGACUCCUGGGUCCCAGGAAUCGCUGAUCAGGGAUAUGGCUGAGGCUCUCACCCACUGGGGGCAGCUGAAGCCUCCUCAGGGAGAUGUGCCUGAGAAGCACAGGAAUCUGGUCUUGCUGGGGCUUCCAAUUUCCAAGCCUGAUGUGAUCUCUCAGUUGGAGCAUGGGGAGGAGCUGGAGAGAGAAGUCUCAGAAGCAGCCAGUCCAGAAAGAGACCAUAAUCGUGAUUCAUUGAAAAAAAACUUAAAACAAAAUUCAGAUAUAAUUAGGCAUGAGAGAAUUUGUGCAGGAAAGAAACCUUGGAAGUGUAAUGAGUGUGAGAAAGCCUUUAGUUACUACUCAGCUUUUGUCUUGCAUCAGAGAAUUCAUACAGGAGAAAAACCCUACAAGUGUAAUGAUUGUGGUAAAGCCUUUAGCCAGAGCAUACACCUUACUCUGCAUCAGAGAAUUCAUACUGGAGAGAAACCCUACAAGUGUCAUGAAUGUGGGAAGGCCUUCAGCCACCGCUCAGCCCUUAUUCGGCAUCAACAUAUUCAUACUGGAGAGAAGCCUUAUGAAUGCAACGAAUGUGGGAAGGCCUUUAAUCAAAGUUCAUACCUCACUCAACCACGAAUUCACACUGGAGAGAAACCUUAUGAGUGUAAUGAAUGUGGGAAGGCUUUCAGCCAAAGUACAUUCCUCACUCAACAUCAGGUCAUUCACACUGGAGAGAAACCUUACAAGUGUAACGAGUGUGGCAAAGCCUUUAGCGACCGUUCAGGCCUUAUUCAGCACCAGAGAACUCAUACUGGAGAGGCUUAUGAGUGUAAUGAGUGUGGGAAAGCCUUUGGCUACUGUUCAGCCCUGACUCAGCACCAGAGAACUCAUACUGGAGAGAAACCCUAUAAGUGCAGUGAUUGUGCAAAGCCUUCAGUGACCGCUCAGCCCUUAUUUCGUCAUCAAGAAACACACACUGGAGAGAAACCUUAUAAAUGUAAGGACUGUGGGAAGCUUUCAGCCAGAGCUCAUCCCUUACAAAAGCAUAGAAGGACUCACACUGGAGAAAAACCCUACAAGUGUAAGGAAUGUGGAAAAGCCUUCAGCCAGAGUUCAUCUCUUUCUCAGCAUCAGAAAACUCAUGCUGGAGGGAAAAUCAAGGAAUAUGGACAAGCCUGUAGUGAGUAUUCAGCCUUUGGCCAACAAAAGAGAAUCCACACUGGAUAA
Molecule: messenger RNA, 1293 nt
Organism: Castor canadensis (American beaver)
Lineage: Eukaryota; Metazoa; Chordata; Mammalia; Rodentia; Castoridae
Source: RefSeq, a predicted model, not a curated record